Molecule: messenger RNA, 1059 nt
Organism: Moneuplotes crassus
Lineage: Eukaryota; Ciliophora; Spirotrichea; Euplotida; Euplotidae
Source: the annotation of a GenBank genome assembly
CAGGACAAAUGCAGCCCUCUACAGACUCUGAAAAGUCAAGAGAUUCCUCAAAGCAACAGCAGUUCAAGUGUAAAGUUAGAGAGAACCAAGAAGUCGGCAGAUGGAAAAAGUCUGAGCAUGAUGACUUCAUUAAAGGGCUCAAAAUGUAUGGAAAGGACUGGAAGAAGAUAGAAGCACUAGUCAAGACCAGAAAUGGAGCCCAGAUUAGAAGCCAUGCCCAAAAAUGGUUCAGCAAGAUCAAUAAACUGAAUAAAACAAGUACUUUAGAAGGUGACCAUAUCAAAGAGGAAGAAUUAGAGACACUAAAAUUAUUAAAUGAAAGAUCUAAGAAGAGAGAAAUCAAGCAAAUGCUUAAGGAAGCCGAAAGCGAAGUACAACCAGAGUUAGAGCCAGAAAUUCCAUUUAAACCUGUUGAAGGAAUAGAUUUGAGCAAGAACAGACCCGAUCCACACCAUGUAAAGAAGUAUAGCGAUGAGGAUAUCCUCCUUCUUAUCAAAUUUAUUGUGAAGGAGUUUUCCAAAGUUGUUCAUAAAUGGUUUUAUUCUCAACCAUCAAGCCUACUAGGCGCUAAUUUGCCUGCCCAGCAAGCAAAUAAUAACCAAUUGCUGCUUCAUCUUCUUCUCAACAGAGAGAAUACUAUGAGACAGCAGCAGGAGAGCCUAAAUCACGCUCUUCUGCAGCAAACUAAUUCAAAGCUUUUAUUAGAUAUGAUUUCCCAAUUUAAGCUAAAUCAGGGAGCUCCAGCUCCCUCCUCUCCGAUAGGAGUAGGUACUUUUACCCACAGAGGUGACGAGCCAAAAGAAAAUUUUGAUGACAUCAAAACUCCUGAAGGGGAUAACCCAGAAGGUAAGGAUGAUGUCAAUACCGUUCAAUCUUCAGAGGGGAGAACUGACAGAAAAGAGAGCAUCUCUGAAGACCACAAGUCUAACAAAAUAAGCUUGUCAGAGGCCUACUCAAUCUUGAACAAGAAUGCCCACUUACAGUCCCUAUUUCAAAAUAUUUCUUCUUUCAAGUAGGGACUAGAGGCUUCUUAUCUUUCAAAACCCUCUUAGUAAUCAU